AUGGCGUACUGCCAGAGUGCCUUGACUGUGACGAAGAAGAUAGAAGAAGUUGCCCGCUCCGAAUCUGGAAAGACGACUUGCCACAGCGUAAAACCUGCUUACAACAAAGAUGCCACGGGUUUGGAGCUUUACUCAGAGACCCUCCCAGGUUUGCUCAGGAAUCAAGUACUUGCCACACCAGACGCCUUCGCCUUGGAUAGCUACGCUUGCAAAUGGACCUAUGCAGAGCUAGAAAGGAACGUCUCCACUGCGUCAGACCUCUUCAAAAGCCAUGGUGUUCGAUCAGGAGACAAAGUUGGACUGUACUUUCAUCUCUCGCCAUGGGCUGUUGUCAGUAUCUUGGCAACCAUGAGACUCGGGGCAGCCAUCGUUCCGGUUGACCCAGUUCACCCUCCUGCUCGAAGAAAGACUAUGCUUCGGGAAGCAGGGGCAGAUAAAGUUAUCGUAGAGGAUAGCAGCUUUGUUGACGAUUUGCUGGACUCCGGGUUCUUGCCGAUCGAUGUCUCUGUGAUUGCCUCACUUCUACACAAGACCACUUCAGCACUUGUUGCUGAUGAACCAGAGCCGGACCCUGGAUCCGACGCUUUUAUUGCAUUCACUUCAGGCUCGACUGGCACACCCAAAGGCAUUGUACAAACCCACGAGGCUAUAGUCACCAUGAGCAAGGCAUUGGCCCAUCGAUUGCACGUGGAUGAAUCGUCUCGGGUCGCACAGUUCCAUCCCUACAUAUUCGACGUCGCUAUGAUGGAAAUUGGAAUGUUUCUCGCAACAGGCGCAACGUUAUGCAUAUCGAAGAGGAAAGACAUGAUGCUGCCAUCCCCUGGAGAGGUUGGACAGCAAUUGGCCAAGGCGAGUAUCACACAUAUCACCCUGUCACCGACGAUGCUGAACGCGGUGAAUACCGAAGAUGUGUCAACUCUCAAAGUCUUGAGUGUAAUGGGCGAACCUUUGGGCUUACUUGCUUUGAAGAAAUGGGCUAGCAACGACAAGUGCAUCUUCUAUCAAUUGUGGGGAUGCACUGAAGCAAGCAUUCUCCAAUCCAUUACAACGCCAAUCACUUCAUCUCAUGCUCCGCAAAACAUCGGAAUGGCAAUCAACGGAACCUGUCGUUUAUGGAUCGUAGAUCCUACAGACAUUGAUAGACUGAUGCCAACUGGAGAAGCAGGCGAGCUUAUCGUCGAGAGCAGAGUUCUUGCAAAAGGCUACCUCAAUCAACCCAAAGAAAAUGCAAAAGUUUUCAUCAGAAGAGCCUCUUGGAUGGACAUCUCCUCCCGCGGCACGCUCUACAAGACUGGUGAUCUAGCUCGAAAGGAAGCCGAUGGUACCCUCACCUUUCUAGGUCGGCUAGAUUGCCAGAUGAACUAUUUCGGGGAAAGGAUCGAGCUUGGGGAGAUUGACUAUCACAUCAGUCAAGCUCAAACAAGUCAGAUGCUGGAGUGCUUCUCUGAAUUUCAUGCACCAAGUAAGACUGUCGUGGGAUUUGUAUGUGGCGCAAGGAAGACUGCAGUAGAGCUGGAAGGAGACUCGGGUCUGUUAUUAUUAUCCUGGGAUACGGCUGUCGUGCCCAAGUCUACGAUGCAGCAACUCACGAAAGAACUUGUCGAGAAGGGAGAACUUCCUGAGUACAUGGUGCCGCGUUUCUGGAUUCCUAUUCGUCAACGGCCAUUGACAGUAUCGGGAAAGACUGAUARGUCAUGUCUGAGAGACGUCAUGCAGAAUCUGACGGCAGCGCAAUGKGAAGAUUGUCAUAUUCCUUGCAGGACAUCACAUAGUGAUCUAGAUACAGAUGAAUAG
Ramularia collo-cygni is the source of this 1794-nucleotide messenger RNA. RefSeq lists its product as uncharacterized. The record is from RefSeq and is a predicted model, not a curated record. The transcript has a single exon. Gene Ontology annotation, molecular function: phosphopantetheine binding. Lineage: Eukaryota; Fungi; Ascomycota; Dothideomycetes; Mycosphaerellales; Mycosphaerellaceae. The coding region runs from base 1 to 1794 and encodes 597 amino acids. Gene Ontology annotation, cellular component: cytoplasm. Gene Ontology annotation, biological process: secondary metabolite biosynthetic process; amino acid activation for nonribosomal peptide biosynthetic process.